AUGAUGCUUUUGAAUACUCUUGUAUUUGCGGCACUGUCGCUCGGACCCCUGGCGGCCCACGCCCACCCGGGCGAGACGUUCAACAAGCGGGCGCACAUGGACGAGAUUGCCAAUGCGCACGCCGUGGCCGACGUCAAUGCGCGGGCCCUCGAGGCGUGCCAGAACCGACCCGACGUCAAGGAGCGACGGGAGCGUGCCGUGGCGCGAAGGGCCGCGACGUUUGAGCGUCUUCGUCGGGAAAAGGGAUUGCAGGACGAAUCUUUUCUUCACCGGCGAGAUGCGGCUUCGCUACGCCAGUGGAUGGCAAAGAGCCACGACAAGAGCAGUCUCAAGUAUACCAAGGACACUCCCAUUUCGGAGCUCUUUGGUUCAAACACGAGCUGCAUCUUGACGCCCGACAAUGCCAAUGGGCCAUACUUUGUCUACCAAGAGCAGAUUCGCAGCAAUGUGGUCGAGGACGUCAAGGGAGUACCGAUGCACUUGGAGUUGCAGUUUAUUGAUGUCAAUACCUGCAAGCCAGCCAAUGUAUUGAUUGAUAUUUGGUCAUGCAACUCCCAAGGCGUCUACAGCGGCGUCAGCGCCGCGGGCGAGGGCGGCCUGGGCACGACCUACCUGCGCGGCGUGCAGCCCACGGACAAGGACGGCGUCGUCAACUUUGACACGCUCUUCCCGGGGCACUACUCGGGGCGCGCGACCCACGAGCACAUCAUUGCCCACGUGGGGUCCAAGGUCCUCGACAACGGGACCUACACCGGCGGCCAGGUGGCGCAUCUGAGCCAGCUCUUCUUUGACCAGAGCCUGAUUGACACCAUUGAGGCCACGGCGCCGUACAGCACCAACCGCAUCGCGCGCACCAGCAACUCGGCCGACGGCUUCACGGGCUACGCCGCCAGUCCGAAUUAUGACCCCUUUCCCAACUAUGCGAUGCUCGGUAGUGGCGUGGCGGGCGGCUUGUUUGUUUGGGCCGAGCUAGGCAUCAAUACCUCGUCCAAUUGGGACUACUAUGCCCCCUAUGCGAGUACCUGGAAGGAGGGCGGCGGGUACAAUAAUCCCAAGUUCAAUAUGAUGGUGGUGGCUACUCCUCCGCCGACACAUGGAUGA
This is a messenger RNA of Pestalotiopsis fici W106-1, 1101 nucleotides long. RefSeq lists its product as uncharacterized. Bases 1 to 1101 code for a protein of 366 amino acids. Gene Ontology annotation, molecular function: oxidoreductase activity, acting on single donors with incorporation of molecular oxygen, incorporation of two atoms of oxygen; ferric iron binding. The record is from RefSeq and is a predicted model, not a curated record. Lineage: Eukaryota; Fungi; Ascomycota; Sordariomycetes; Amphisphaeriales; Sporocadaceae. The transcript is spliced from 3 exons.